GGCUCUUGAAGAGCUCUUUGUCUAAUAGUAAAAAAAAAUGGAGGGAAUGGAUUAAAAUAAAUUUUCUUCCACACAUUUAAAAUUGAACUGAACUUCAUUUAUAGUUGAAAAGAGUUGCAGAGCUCAAGUUCGAAGCUUUAAUGGCGAAUCCACCGGCAAAAAGGAAAAGGGUCCAUGCAUUAAGGCGUGCCCCUGACGGAAGCGCUUUCGAGAAAUGUAAUUUCUGUGGCGUUUCUGUUGCAAUCGCUCUUGCUGACAUGCACGACUGCAAAUCCAAAGCAGAACAUAAAAGAUUCAAAGCCGCGAAACAGAAUCAAAACCCUAAAGUACUAAACGUUGGAGACCAGUCCAGAUCACCAUUCUGCUUCUUCAUGGAAAGCUUUCGGAAAACCCAUGAGUUGGAGGAUUGGUUAGCAGUUGAUCGGAAAGGGUUUGAGACAUGGAAGAAUAUGACAACAGAGGAGAGGUCUCCUUUUGUCCUUCAAUCGGAGAAGGUCAAUUCAGCUUAUGAGAAAGUUUUGCUCAAAGAGGUAGAGGAAUUGGAGCUUCAGGUGGAUGAUGAGUCAGAUUCACUGAAUGAUGAAAAGUUUGAUUUGGAUCAUGGAUUCUACAAGGACUGGGACAGCUCUGGGAGUGGCCAGAGCUCCUUCAGUAUAAGGUCUGAGGGAUUUGAUAGCUCUGAAUGUUAUUAAAGAGACAUGAUUGUGAAGCAUAAUACUCCGACCCUUGGUGUCCUUACUUUUUAGACUUAAGAUUUAUGGGUUGUCUGAGCAACGUCUUUGGAGAUCAAGAAGAUGUUGGAAAUAUGAAGUUUUGGGGAGCACCUUGGUUCAUCUGGAGCAAUUCACUAGUCUUACUCCUGGUGACAAGGAAAUCAAGAGGAUGGAGUGGGUUCUCAUUAACCUUUGUUAUCGAAGGCAAGUCAUUUGGCUAUUGUACAGUGACAUUAGGCUUCUUACCCAUUUUCGGGGAAGUGGGGGAUUCCUCAGGUGUUAGGAUUUGUCCUCAUUUCUCUAAAUAUAUUAUACUUCUGGUAUACCAGACUACAACUGCAAAUGAAGCUAUCAUGGCUGUGCAAUGUACCUUUUUGGCCCAAUUUGCUUUUGUAGGGAGCUUGGUACAGGUAAUACCAUCAUGCAAUCAUAUAGUCAAUAUCUCAACCUGCUUGUUGCUUUUAUCAGAAAACAAAAAAAUUGUUUGUUCUUUUACAAGAAGCUGAGACUUGUACAAUGUAUGUUUGGUUAUGGUUAGUUAUAAUGGUUUUCUUUCCCGUGACUA
Messenger RNA from Macadamia integrifolia, 1278 nucleotides. Its product is annotated as high mobility group B protein 7-like. The record is from RefSeq and is a predicted model, not a curated record. The transcript is spliced from 7 exons. The coding region runs from base 141 to 692 and encodes 183 amino acids. NCBI's taxonomy places the organism in Eukaryota, Viridiplantae, Streptophyta, Magnoliopsida, Proteales, Proteaceae.